Molecule: messenger RNA, 3100 nt
Organism: Venturia canescens
Lineage: Eukaryota; Metazoa; Arthropoda; Insecta; Hymenoptera; Ichneumonidae
Exons: 17
Coding region: 92-3025 (977 amino acids)
Source: RefSeq, a predicted model, not a curated record
AGGAUGUCACGUUUCAUUGGUAAAAUGGAUACAGUUGAAAAGAGCGGUGGUGAAUGUGAAAUCGACGGAUAAUGCGUGUUUUGGAUGGGCAAUGACUGCUGCUCUUCAUCCGGUAGACCGAUACAGCGAUCGCACAUCUUCUUACCCGCAUUAUUCGACGAUAUUCGACUUCCGAGGCAUCAACUUCCCUAUGACGUUGGACCAGAUUGGGAGAUUUGAAAAGAUGAAUAAUCUCUCAAUCAACGUCUAUAGCGAGAACAAGGAAGUCAUUUUACCGGUCCGCGUGAGCAAGGAGAAAAAAGAGCGCCACAUCAACUUGCUGUACAUUGAAGACGUGUCGGGAUGUGGAAUUGGACACUUUGCGUGGAUCAAGAAUUUAUCCCGACUAGUCAACUCUCAACUUAAUACUGAUGGGCACAAGAAAUAUAUCUGUGAUCGAUGCCUGCAUUACUUUUCAACCAUCGAAAAGCUACAGUCUCAUGAGGUUGAUUGCGGCGUACUCAACGAUUGUGCUGUUCGACUACCGGGCGAAAACGACAAAUGGCUGGAAUUCACGAACGACAAUCGUAAGGAGCGUCUCCCGUUCGUGGUAUAUGCCGACCUCGAAUGUAUCCUGGAGAAGACCAACGCUGAUGAGAGGGAGAAAAAUAAGAGCCAACAUCAUCGUGUCUUCAGCGUUGGAUAUUAUGUCAAGUGCUCCUACGACGAUUCGCUGUCGGGAUACCACGAACGAAGGGGUGAGGAUUGUGUGGAAUGUUAUCUUCGCUGUAAAAAUAAUACAGUUUGUCAGGGCACGGCAAAGUUAGUGAACGGUUUUAUAGAAGAUGGACACCCUCAUUCACAAUUCUGCAUGCCUGACGAAAUUAUUGAGCACAUUUUUCGCUUUAAAACAGCGUUAUCUGAAGCAUUAGAACACCAUUGGUACCAACUGAAGGACCUCUAUGAUUCGUAUGCGAUUGUUCAUGCAGAAGCCGCCCGAUACGUUUCGUUUCGUGCCAUACGGUCAUUUAUGCAACAGUGCAGGAAGAAAAAUUAUCCCCCCAACCCUCGGACGAUUCAAGAAUUUGUGGACCGACUCACUGAUCCGCAGUUCGCGAGAAUUUUGGAAUAUAUCAAUGGUCGGCUCACGGUGCGUUCUGUAACGGACGACAACGGUGCGCAGCAUGCAAUCCUGUAUGACGAAGACUUCGUGCGGCGAGAAAUGAGCGAAGUUACGAAGCUCCUCAUUGAUGCCACCUUUUGCACUAGACCCAGGAUCGAAGGGGUUUAUCAAUUGAUGACAAUCAUGGGAAUUAAACUUAAUCACGGCUUUCCCUUCAUAUGGGUCUUGAUGACAAGGAAAACUCAAGGCGCCUAUGAGUCAUGCCUGCGUUAUAUCAGAGAGCACGUCCUGCAGGCGCAUAUUAUACUUAUGAUGAGUGAUUUUGAACGCGCAUUACGCAAUGCCGUUCUACAAGUAUACCCAAUGGCUCACAGUACGGGUUGUAAUACCCAUUACGAUCGGGCGAUAUACAGAAAAGCCAAGGUCCUUCAACUCGCCAACGUUCUUCGGACAAAUGACGUAGCGAAAACUUUUUUCAAAAAAGUUUUAGCUCUGGCGUACUUGCCGGCAGAACUAAUAACUACGAAGUUCCGGGAACUACGCAAUAAUUUGCCAGGAAUACUGAAGACGCAAUUCCGCACAUUUUGCAAUUAUUAUGAUCGAUAUUGGAUCCGAACGGUCAGGCCAGAGGGGUUCAGUGUAUACGGGUUGAGCCGUAGAACGAACAAUAUAAUCGAGUCCUACCACAGCCGGCUUCAACAUCAUUUAGAAAGACGCCCUGGACCAUGGGAUUUUUUAUGCAAAAUACUAAAAUUGCAGUCAAAAAUUCAAACCGAUAUUGCACGAUUAAAAAAUAAUGUGAACAUCGGCCGCCAUGCGAGAUAUUCAACUGUUUUUAAACAAAACAAACUCACAAAAGCAUGGCGUCAAUUACAUAUGCUCGAGAUCACAGUUGAGGAGUUCAUGGAUAAAGCUGCUUCUUUAAAGGGAAACAUCGAUUUUCGUAUGGCACAACAGUUAACUGAACAGGAGAACGAUGAAAUCCAAGAGCUACAAGAGCCUCCAGCAAUCAGACCAUUAGAUCCAGAUUUCGAACAAGAAAUCUUUGCUGAAGAGCCACCACGAUGGCUCUUGGACAAUGCAGAAAACGGAAAUCAACCGAUUGUGGUAAAUGAGGAAAUCGAAGGAUAUUCUUCGCCCGAUGAGAAUGAACACAACCCGGAUGAUCUGAUAGCCAAUGAUCUGGAAGAGGUUGUUGAAGAAGCUCCCCAGCUCAGAAAUAUUGAAGAUGACCCGGUCGAACUCAUGGCGAAUGAUUUGGAGAAGGUUGUAGAAGAGGCUCCCCAGCCCAGAAAUAUCGAAAAUCAACCAAUCGUGAUAGACGAGGAGUUUGAAGCGUAUUCGACGCCCGGCGAUAAUGAAGAUGACCCGGAUGAACUCAUAGCCGAUGGUUCAGCAGCCAUAGAAGAAGCUCCCCAGCCCAGAAAUAUUGCGGUAGGUGCUAUCCGAAGACAAAGCAAUUCGGUGAUUCGUAAUGAGUUUGUUGUAGGCCCUGCAUCGGAGCCAAAUUCGGCGAGACAAAAAAGAAAUAAGCGUCGGAAAGCGAUGAGAAAAAGAGCGGUGGCACGUCGAUUUGCCGAACGGAGGGAGGAAUUUGCUGAAACACAAGAGCAGGAGGAACGGAGGGAGGAAUCUGCUGAAACACAAGAGCAGGAGGAACGGAGAGAGGAAUCUGCUGAAAUACAAGAGCAGGAGGAACCUCAAGAAGCCGAGAACCGUCGACAUAGCGAGGAGAAUAAUGAUUCGUGCAAGGUGUGCUUAUUGGCGAAAGCGACGCACCUCUACCUGCCCUGUGGGCAUUGCUGUUGUUGUUCCGACUGUGCAGAAGUCUUAUGGAACCAAUUUUUAGAAAGACGGUGUCCAAUAUGUCGGACACGGGCAUCCGAAGCUCCUCGAAGAAUAUUCCAACCGUCAGAAUUUUGAAAAAAAUGAAUAAAUAAAUGAAAAAAAUAUAUCUACAUAAUAUUUCUACAUAGAAGGAAAUUAUAUUACAAGUAA